Salvia miltiorrhiza (redroot sage) is the source of this 817-nucleotide messenger RNA. Its product is annotated as transcription factor MYB114-like. Lineage: Eukaryota; Viridiplantae; Streptophyta; Magnoliopsida; Lamiales; Lamiaceae. The transcript is spliced from 3 exons. The coding region runs from base 10 to 609 and encodes 199 amino acids. The record is from RefSeq and is a predicted model, not a curated record.
CUCAACGAAAUGGAUAAUAAUAAUAUUAAUAAUAAUGGAGUGGGAGUGAGGAAAGGUGCAUGGACCAAAGAGGAAGAUGCUCUCCUCAGAGACUGCGUUCAUAAAUAUGGAGAGGGGAAAUGGCAUCUCGUUCCUCUCAGAGCUGGAUUGAACAGAUGUAGGAAGAGUUGCAGGCUGAGAUGGCUCAACUAUCUCAGACCUAAUCUUAACAGAGGCUUCUUUACUAAUGAUGAAGUCGAUCUCAUCGUCAGGCUUCAUAAAUUGUUAGGAAAUAGAUGGUCGCUGAUCGCCGGCAGACUUCCUGGGAGGACUGCAAACGACGUUAAGAACUACUGGAACUGCCAUAUCUCGAAGGGACCGACACCGGCCCGAGGAAAAACCCUCACCGAGAGCAACAUCGUACGGCCUCGGCCUCGGACCUUCUCCAACUCACAACCACCAGCUUGGUCGGCCAUGCUAAUCAGAUCCACGAAACUUCCCACAAACGACGAUCCUAACGGCCCUUCUUCAUCACUAGCAGAAUGCAUGCGGUGGUGGGGAGAGUUGCUCGAGAUCACGGAACGGGGAACAAAAUCCGUUUCUGUUUUUCCGACAACGUCCCGCCUGUAAUGGAGUCGGCCAGAAUCGACGAUCAAGAUGGACGGUGACUUGUUAUGUGAUGGCGAUAUAUGAUUUGGAGCUUCACCCACCAAUCAUUGAUAUAUAAUGUUAUGAAAGCUCCUUUUGCUUUUGUAUGUUGUUUUUCCUUCCACGUUCUCUAAAAUGAAAUAAGAGAUACACCAACACUCCUAUUAAUUAAAUAUGAGCCCCUCAAUAA